Molecule: messenger RNA, 1193 nt
Organism: Fragaria vesca subsp. vesca
Lineage: Eukaryota; Viridiplantae; Streptophyta; Magnoliopsida; Rosales; Rosaceae
Product: ethylene-responsive transcription factor 4-like
Exons: 1
Coding region: 76-837 (253 amino acids)
Biological process (GO): regulation of DNA-templated transcription
Molecular function (GO): DNA binding; DNA-binding transcription factor activity
Source: RefSeq, a predicted model, not a curated record
ACCAUCACAACUUUCUCGUUUUCCUUCUCAGACAUAAAACCACAGUCUUCUCUUUCCUUUAAACGCUGCCGUUUCAUGGCGCCGAGAACUGAGAAAUCCGCCGCCGUUUCGGCGAAGGGGAAUAACAACGUCAAGGAGGUGCAUUUCCGGGGAGUGAGGAAGAGGCCGUGGGGGAGAUACGCCGCCGAGAUCCGGGACCCGGGGAAGAAGAGCCGGGUCUGGCUAGGGACUUUCGACACGGCGGAGGAGGCGGCGAGAGCCUACGACGCCGCCGCCCGGGAGUUCCGCGGCGCCAAGGCCAAGACUAAUUUUCCGAUCCCGUCGGAGAAUGUGAAUCUCAGCCUCUUCAAGAAAAAGGUUAAUGUUAACAACGGCGGGAAUAGCAACAGCCGCAGCCCGAGCCAGAGCAGCACGGUGGAGUCGUCCAGCCGGGAGCCGGCUCUGAUGGUUGAGUCCUCGCCGUUGGAUCUGAACCUCGGUCACGGCGUCGCCGGAUUCGGAGCUCCGAUGAGGUUCCCCUUCCAGCACCCCCAUCACCAGAUUCCGCCGGUCGGAGCCGUCAUCGGCGUUCCGACUGCGGCGGCGAAUCACGUGCUUUACUUCGACUCGGUGUUCCGGGCAGGGAUGGUGAAGAAUCACCAGCAGUACCAGCAACAGCUGAGAUUCGACCGGAAUCUUAUGCACCGUGAUUUUCUCUCCGGCGGUGGCUUCACCGGCGGUUCACAGAGUGACUCGGACUCGUCCACGGUGGUUGAUCUGAACCAGCACGAUCUGCCUCGCGCCGGAGGAGGAUUCGACCUCGACCUUAACCUGCCGCCUCCGGUGGAACUCGCCUGAUUUUUGGUUUUAGGGAAGAAAAAAAAAAAGCAGCGGCGAUCGCCUGAGGAAGAAGAUGAUAUUAGGAAACCUUUUUCUUUUUUCUUUUUAAAUUUCCGGUUUUUUAUUUUCCAAUUCCGAAAAUAGAAAAACAAAAAUACGUUGAGAGCGCCCCUAAUUAAGAAACAAAAGCUCCAUGUGAAUACGUAGCUGAACCCCUUUUUUGCAGCAGAUUUGAAUCUUUUUGCUGUUCUAAAUCAAAGACCUCUUUUUCGUUAUUAAUCUUCGUUUCAGUUGUAAUCUCUCUCAUUUCGGAAAUAAUUUUUUCCGUUCUCGGAAGUACUCCGUUAUUAUAAUCUUUGAGCACAUUCAAUCUC